Messenger RNA from Wasmannia auropunctata (little fire ant), 727 nucleotides. RefSeq lists its product as uncharacterized. The annotation marks the transcript as partial. The record is from RefSeq and is a predicted model, not a curated record. NCBI's taxonomy places the organism in Eukaryota, Metazoa, Arthropoda, Insecta, Hymenoptera, Formicidae. The transcript has 2 exons.
AUGCCACCAAUAAAUAAAGAGAGAUUGAAUAUCGCGGAUGAAUUUGAAACAAAAUGGAAUUUUCCGCAUUGCAUAGGUGCGAUAGAUGGAAUUAAGCAUACAGUUUCGGACGCCAAUUACUGCUUCACACUAGUCGACAUUGGAGUCGAAGAUAGACUGAGUGAUGGAGGUAUUUUUGCAAAUUCAAAUUUUGGUCAACGAUUUGAAAGAAAUGAAAAGAAUUUGCCGCAAAUGAGUGUACUGGAACCUAACGGGCCUCUUUUACCGUAUGUAUUAGUGGGAGAUGAAGCAUUUGCUUUGAAUCAGUAUAUGAUGCGACCGUAUUCUCGAUGUGGUCGAUUAACUCUUCAAAAAAAAAUAUUUAAUUAUUGUUUAAGUCGAGCGCGAAGAGUAGUCGAAAGUUCGUUUGGAAUUAUGGUGGCACGAUGGCGGAUCUAUCGACGUCCGAUAAUUUCGUCCAUUUCCACUGCAGUAAAAAUUGUCCAAGCGACUACAUGUUUACACAAUUUUAUAAUAAAAAAUGAAAACAAAUUGCACAACUUUCAAAGACGAUACACUCGCAUUGCCAGAAAUGACGUAGACUUGAUUCGUGGGGCAUUGCAAGAAAUGAACAAUGCUACUGGCAGAUCUAAUAAUGUCCACACUCGACUUGCUACCAGAAUCCGGGACGAUUUUGCGUCAUACUUUGAACACGGCGGAGCAGUAUCUUGGCAGUGGCAAAAACCCA